Messenger RNA from Daktulosphaira vitifoliae (grape phylloxera), 650 nucleotides. RefSeq lists its product as uncharacterized. Bases 116 to 562 code for a protein of 148 amino acids. The transcript is spliced from 3 exons. Lineage: Eukaryota; Metazoa; Arthropoda; Insecta; Hemiptera; Phylloxeridae. Gene Ontology annotation, cellular component: membrane. The record is from RefSeq and is a predicted model, not a curated record.
GGAAUAAAUUAUACUUAAGUGUUCAGAUCCUUUUAUUAAGACCAUUUCCAUCAUAAUAUGUAUUAUCUAUCCAAGCAAUACAACAGUAUCAAUAUGUGGUCAGAUUUGCAUUGUUAUGAUUGCCAGUGGAUGGUUUCAAUUUGGUCUUGGGAUAGUUAUUAUUAAUCGCAGAGUAGAUCAAGAAAUGCUUGUUAAAAAUGAAAUGAAAAUAAGUUUUUUAAGUUAUAGUACUGAAGCAGACAUAAAAAGAAGAUGGAAUGAAUUUCAGUUUGAAUUUUCAUGCUGUGGUUUGUACGGUGCUAACAGUUAUAAAGCAAUAAGUAUACAAUUACCACAUUCGUGUUUUAACCAUGGAUGUAAUAAAGACAAUUUCAUGUUUGAUGGAUUAGCUCAUUCUGGUUGUUUUAAUGUUGUAAAAAAACUUGAAGCUAAGUUGUUGGAUCCUGUUAUUAUACUUACACUGUUUUGUUCUGUACUACAAAUUUCAAAUGCUUUUUUAGCGUUAAACUUAUUAAGGUCAAAGCCUAAAGCAAGAAGAUAUCACAUGACAAUUAAAAAUUGAAAUUUCCGUAAACUAUCCAACAUUUCUCACAAUCGUAUUGAAUGAGAAGAAUUAUUGAGAAAUCAAAAGAUUUAAUUUAUUUUUUAAA